Molecule: messenger RNA, 1509 nt
Organism: Nymphalis io (European peacock)
Lineage: Eukaryota; Metazoa; Arthropoda; Insecta; Lepidoptera; Nymphalidae
Product: UDP-glucosyltransferase 2-like
Exons: 5
Coding region: 1-1509 (502 amino acids)
Molecular function (GO): UDP-glycosyltransferase activity
Source: RefSeq, a predicted model, not a curated record
AUGCUUCUACGUAUAGUCAAUUUAAUAUUUGUGCUCACUGUAAGUGAAACUGCAAAAAUACUAGGAGUGUUUCCAACGCCUUCUAUAAGCCAUCAAGUUGUGUUUCGUCCACUAAUGUUAGAACUUGUUAGGCGUGGACAUGAAGUUACAGUGAUAACAACAGAUCCGGCGUUUCCAAACGGCCAAGCUCCGCAAAACCUUACUGAAAUCAACGUGCACGAUAUUUCUUAUGAGCACGGGAAGGCUUUCGGAGAAAGGGGAAACGAGAAAGAUCCAAUAGAAUUUUACCGUUUUCUUACCGAUUUGCUUUUCAAUUUAGUUGUAAAGCAAUUAAAGUCUGCUGAAAUUCAAAAGCUACUUCGUGAUAAGAAUAAAUUUGACUUGUUAUUUGUGGAAUCCUGGAUACGAUCAGCUAUUGUAUAUUCACAUAUAUAUAAUGCGCCUGUUAUCGAAAUUAGCUCCUUGAGUGGUAUUUUUUUAGCAUACGAAGCAAUAGGAGCAGCAUCUCACCCUCUUAUUUAUCCUGAUGCAUUUCACAAAAAAAUUUAUAACUUAACGAUAUGGGACAAAAUUACAGAGUUGUACUUUCAUUACUCGACCAAGCAUAUUCUCGAAAAACAUGAAGAAACAGAAAAUAAAAUAUUAAGGACAAUUCUUGGUACAGACAUGCCAGAUUUGCAUGAUCUAAGGCAAAAUGUUCGCAUGAUGUUCGUAAAUGUACAUCCCAUUUGGGAUUUCAAUCGACCUGUUCCACCUAAUGUCUUGUAUUUAGGAUCCUUGCAUCAAAAUUCACAACGCGAGUUACCAGAGGAUUUGAAAUUAUACCUCGAUUCAUCGAACAAUGGAGUCAUAUACGUUAGUUUUGGGACAAAUGUUAAGCCAUCGAUGUUUCUACCGGAGACGUUGAAAAUAUUUAAUGAUGUAUUUUCUCAACUUCCUUAUGACGUUUUAUGGAAAUGGGACAAUAAUGAGCUUCCAGGGCGACCCAAGAAUGUCAAGAUUUCAAAAUGGCUACCUCAGGCUGACUUGUUAAGGCAUCCGAAAGUCAAGUUAUUUAUAACACAAGGGGGCUUACAGUCUACGGAUGAAGCUAUAACUGCUGGUGUGCCUCUUAUUGGUAUACCAAUGCUUGGAGAUCAAUGGUUUAAUGUUGAGCAAUACGUUAAAUUUAAUAUUGGAAAGGGACUUUUAACAGAAACACUGACCAAGGAACAACUAACGGAUGCUAUUAAAACUGUAAUAAACGAUGAAAGUUAUCGUAAAAAUAUUGCUAAGCUGCGUAGCUUUAUGAAUGAUCAACCACAAUCUUCACUGGAACGCGCAGUGUGGUGGACGGAACACGUUCUACGGCAUAGUGAUGUAGAAUACCGGCGUACUCCUGCAGCUAACAUACCUUGGACUGAGUAUUAUGAACUAAAAAUAGUGUUGUUGGUAUUAACUGCUUUAAUGACAUUAUUGUCAGUUACAGUGGAAAUACAGAAUUUGAAAGAAAACGCUUUAUACGCAUGA